This is a messenger RNA of Salvelinus namaycush (lake trout), 1431 nucleotides long. RefSeq names its product ceramide-1-phosphate transfer protein-like. Gene Ontology annotation, molecular function: ceramide 1-phosphate binding; ceramide 1-phosphate transfer activity. Gene Ontology annotation, cellular component: cytosol; membrane; cytoplasm. NCBI's taxonomy places the organism in Eukaryota, Metazoa, Chordata, Actinopteri, Salmoniformes, Salmonidae. Gene Ontology annotation, biological process: ceramide transport; intermembrane lipid transfer. The transcript is spliced from 5 exons. The coding region runs from base 245 to 1201 and encodes 318 amino acids. The record is from RefSeq and is a predicted model, not a curated record.
AAGAGCCAAAGGUUAAAGGUUAAGUACAGAGUGUUCCAGGAGGUGUGGCUUAAAUAGGAAGUGUUUCUUUACUAUAGCCGUUUACUACUAGUUAGUCGUAUUCCCCAGCCGGAUCUCUCUGUCGCGAAUAGCCUGGGGACGAGGUUACCUACCAGUAUGUGAGGGGUGGUCUACUGAGUGUGUCUGUGUUCAGGACAGUGUCUGUUCAGGACAGUACCUGUUUGUGUAGACAAGAUGGGCAUUAAUGGGCGACUGCAACGCUACCUGCUGCCAGCCUCCAUCAUGGCUCUGCUGCUCUUCCUCAGUUCCUUCUGGCUCCGUUGCAAUGGGUGAUUGUGAGACCUCCUGGCACCCCUGUCUGAGUUUCAAUUUCUACCUUCCAACACCGGAGAGCCCUGUUAUUCCUCAUCCAGGAGGGGUGCAGAGUGGGGGACAGCAGGGUGAGAGGGGUGUAGUGUUAGGUUCUGUGCCCCCUCUCCAGGUGUGUCAAGGUCAACAGUUCCAGGUGUGGCGUCUCAUGUCCCACCUGACCUCUUCCAUGGCUACGCACUCUGAUGAUGUUCUGCUGGAACACUACCUCUACAGCUGGGACGAACUCAUCAAGUUUAUGGAAUCUCUCGGACCUCUGGUCAGUUUUUUCUCUCAGAAGGUCAACGAUAAGAUCGCUGUCAUCAGAGAGCUGGCCCAGCAGGAGAAAGAGGACCUUGAGAAACGUAGUCCAGUAGAAGGACACUCUGGACUACAAACUCUCACAUCAGGACUACAAGGCCCAGCGGCCUACAGUUCAGUGCGUUCCAUGGUGGAGUCGGAGCUGCAAAGGGGCUUGGUGAACUUCAGUGUGCGGACGCGCUCCGGCUGCAGAAAUCUGCUGCGGCUCCACCGUUCGCUGCUCUGGAUCCUGCUGCUACUGCAGGGCCUGGGGGAGGGACCGGACGCACAGGGGGUUUACCGCACCCCUGGGGAGCUCUGCAGGGAUGCGUACACCGUGGCCCUGGCCCCCCAUCACCCCUGGUUGAUCCGCAGCGCGGCUGAGCUGGUGUUUGUAGCGCUGCCAGACAGAAGCGUGUUCCUGGAUAUAGUUUGUGUGAGAAAAGAGGAGGAGGUUGGGCCGGUGCUCAACAUUGUUGUAGACGUUAUGAGAGAGGUAUACACACGCACACAGAGCAUACUGGAAGAACACAACAUGAUGGAGCUGCCAUAGAAAGACACAGACAGACAGACAGACACGUACGCCAGCACACAUAGCCUGCACAGACUAUAAAGACACGUGUUAGAAAGACUGUAGAAACACACAGCAACUCAGUUAGUUAGGCCUACCGUAUAAGCCUGUUAACAACUGUAUAUGUAGAAAAGCCCAUAUAACUAAUGAUAACCUUGGAAUACCUGCUUUGUGUCAGUGAAAGGAGUGAAUAAACAUGUUAUUUAUUCACA